This is a messenger RNA of Salmo salar (Atlantic salmon), 4859 nucleotides long. RefSeq names its product RAR-related orphan receptor C a (gene rorca). Gene Ontology annotation, molecular function: zinc ion binding; RNA polymerase II cis-regulatory region sequence-specific DNA binding; nuclear receptor activity. Gene Ontology annotation, biological process: regulation of transcription by RNA polymerase II. Lineage: Eukaryota; Metazoa; Chordata; Actinopteri; Salmoniformes; Salmonidae. The record is from RefSeq and is a predicted model, not a curated record. Gene Ontology annotation, cellular component: nucleus.
AGACAUUGAGCUCUAGUCCAGGAACGAAGUGGGAAGGCCAGGAGCAACACUAUUUUAUUGCAUACAGUCCACACUGAAUUACAGGAAGAAUACUUAUGCUACACGGAGUAAAUACGGAAACAAUCUUACUAAUAACCUAUUCGUUUGAUAUGUUGUUUGUUUCACAGACCAGCUAUUAGAAAACAUAUGAGAGUUUGUUUUAUUUUUUAUUCAACAUCUCCUUUUUGGAGAAAAAAACCUUGUUUAUAUUCCUCCAUUUUAUUUUCAUUAGCCUACCUGGAGAUUUAUGACAAAAAAGUAAUACAACAAGAAAAUGAGAGCACAAAUUGAAGUAAUACCCUGCAAGAUCUGUGGGGACAAGUCAUCAGGGAUCCACUAUGGCGUAAUCACCUGUGAAGGCUGCAAGGGUUUCUUCAGACGCAGCCAGCAGAACAAUGCUAUGUACUCCUGCUCCCGGCAGAGGAACUGUCUGAUUGACCGCACCAAUCGGAAUCGCUGCCAACAUUGCCGGCUGCAGAAGUGCCUGGCCCUGGGCAUGAGCCGUGAUGCUGUGAAGUUUGGCCGCAUGUCCAAAAAGCAGAGAGACAGCCUAUAUGCUGAGGUCCAGAAGCACCAGGCGUCCCAGGAGUUAGCUUCCGCCCGUGAGGAGGGAGCCGAGGUCGAAGGUCAUGGCCGGGCAUACAGCAGAGGCUCCAGUGCCGCCCUCAGCGACCUUGACGACAUCGCCACUCUGCCGGAUGGCCUGCUGUUCGACCUACCCCUGACACCAGAGGGCGCCGAAAGAGAGUACUGCAAUCUGGAGAUGAUAGGGGGCAGCAGCUCCUCCUCUCAGAGUUCGCCCGAACAGAACGGACUGGACUUCGGAGAUGGCAACCACCACAUCAAGCACGAGUACCAGCUGCUGCAUGAGUCCAGCCUGUUCACACACACGCUGCUCAACUCUCUACCCGAGGGGUUCUCAAUACUCGAGAUCGAGCGUAUUACUGCUAGUGUGGUAAAGUCUCACAUAGAGACCAGUCAGCACGGCAGUGAGGAGCUGAAGAGACUUGUCUGGUCCCUGUACACCCCUGAGGAGACACGCAGCUUCCAGAGCAAGUCUGCGGAAGUCAUGUGGCAGCAUUGUGCCAUCCACCUCACCAAUGCCAUCCAGUACGUGGUGGAGUUUGCCAAGCGCAUCACUGGAUUCCUGGAUCUUUGUCAGAACGACCAGAUCAUUCUUCUCAAAGCAGGAUGUCUGGAUGUGCUUCUGAUUCGCAUGUGUCGCGCCUACAACCCCAUCAACAACACUGUUCUGUUUGAUGGCAAGUUUGCCAGUGCACAGACCUUCAAAGCUCUUGGUUGUGAUGACCUUGUGGGUGCCGUGUUUGACCUGGCCAAGAGCCUGAGCCGUAUGCAGCUCUCUGAAGAGGAAAUGGCUCUGUUCAGUGCUGCUGUUCUCCUGUCACCAGACCGACCAUGGUUGAAAGACACCCAACAGGUUCAGAAACUUCAAGAGAAAGUAUAUCUCUCUCUGCAGCAUUGUCUACACAGAUGUGGCUCAUCGGAGGAGAAACUGGCAAAGAUGGUGUCCAAGCUUCCCAUGAUGAAGUCCAUCUGCAAUCUCCACAUUGACAAGCUCAAGUUUUUCCGUCUCCUCCACCCAGAGACGGCAUACAAUUUCCCCCCUCUAUACCGCGAGGUGUUCAGCAGUGAAAUCACCUUCCCAGACUCCACAAUGGGCUAAAAAUCUGUUUAGAUAUGAAAGUGAUUCAUAUAGAGACAGAAAGAUGUAGGGAAGGAGAGGUAGAGAGGGAGAGGAACGUGGCAACAGCGAAGCAACCAGCAGCUCAGUGAAAAUCCUGCACGCUACACUUUAGGAAACACUACUCUCAGUCGCUUGGACUGUAAGCCAGUCCAGGCUAUGAAAUUCAACACUAGGUGCUGGGUAGUUAAAGUCCUCUGUAAAACGAGUAUGACUUUGAAUGUACCCCACAGACAUGCAGCAUAGCCCUAGGUUUGAGACAGAGUGUACUAUAUACUGUACUAUCCUGCCCCAUGGAGGAGUUGCUGUGUAGAUCUUUAUUUUAUUUUAUUGCAGUUCUACAGCUCAAUUUUAGUUUCUUAUUUGGUAGUGCCCAUACUUUGCAGUUUUGUAUCCUAUUAACAAACUGUUUAAAGGGACCAAGAUCAAACAGAUAGUCGGGCAGAUUUGUUUUGCAUGCAAGACAUGGACAAAGAGACCCAGGGUGUCUAUUACCAUCCAUGCAGACUUGCACACACAGCACUAAGACAAAGCACUUAUGCUGACCUAUAUAUGUAUUUUUACAGGCACACAUUCAGACACUGAUAUUUUUGAGCUCUUGACUUUAUUUUUUAAAAUGCAAUCAAAGACCUCCGUCCCACUACCCUUUCCCCUUGCAAAUGCCACUUAGAGAGAGAAAGAGAGAAUCACAGAAGUAUUUUGAAAGUAUUUUAAAACGUUCCUUAGGUAUACACUUAUAUUUAAUCAUGUAAAAUAAAAUUAGACAGGGAUUUAUAUACAUUAUAUAUAUAUGAAAGGGAGAGAUAGAAUGAUUCAGGUCGUUAUUGUAAAAGAGAAUGUGUUUUCAAUGACUUACCUGGUUAAAUAAAGGCAAUUAAAUAAAGAUAAAUAGAUUCCCCAGGACAGUGUGAUGUUCAUUUGUCAGUCAAAGACUGCCUGACCAUAUUCUGGGGAACUGGGAUGAAAAAUUAUUAGAUUAAUAGCAUUUACCAUCUAAGAGCCCUCCACCUGAUCCGGACCAUUUUCUUGUGCUACCAAGAAUCUCAGGGUUCCAACUCAAAGACUGCCGAUUGUCCUCCUGAAUCUAACAGAAGUGGGAUCUGUGGGUCCAAUACAAGACUUUGUUGAGCAGAGAAAGGAAGCAGAUGAUAAGAAGAAAACAAACAGGUGGCAAACACACUUUCCUGUGCUCCCACAUAGGUAACAACCAAUGGGGAAAGGGGUUUGGUGUUUGACCUUUGACCAGCAGGGGGAAGGUGGAGACUCAUGCACUCCCUGUGUGUUCAAGCAGUCUACUGUUUCAGACUGAACUGAAGGUGUGCUGAUUUGUUAAUGAUGCCCUCUCACCUUAACCCUCCCCCCUUCUACCUCAUCCUCUCCCAAACACAUACAGAUGUGAUCUCUUAAUUUGAUCACUGUUGUCGCAGAUAAUUUUACUGCACAGCAGUAAAUGCAAAUUAUAGUGUAUUCAAGGUUUAAAAAAGCUUAUAAAGUUUGUAAAUUCCAAACAAAAAAUGUGUUACCCCACAUAAUUCACAUUUCUUGUUGCUGCAGGAUUAUUUUUCUGCUGUGAGAAACUGGUCAAAUUAAGAGAGUACACCUGUAUGGCACAACAAAGGGUUGAAAGAGCCAUCAGCUACCCCCCUGAGUUAGCGAUUUCUACAUUCAGAUUAUAGAGUAUAUGAGAUUUCAUAAUUUGAAGGACAAUGAUAUACAUACAAAAAUAUGUAUUUUAUGCAGAUAUAUUUUCCCAUGCUGUUUAUUUGAGAACACUAAAUCUGCCUCUCUGUUUUCUAUGAGCGCAGCCUUUUAUUAAUCUCUACCAGGAAGUCAUUGUUAGAUUAACAUCUAUCUUGGGAGAGGGACAUCGGGUGUGGCAGGAUGUUACUUUUUAACAAUUCUUGAAGGGGCUUUUUGGAUUUAAAAAAGCUUUCACUGCCCAUAGUACAAAGCUUGUACAUAGACAAGCUGCUGUGUGAACAUUUUGGUCAGAGUGGAAUACUUUGAAUACCUUUCCCACAAAAAAAGACAAUCACUUUCAGGCCUUGGAUAUUUUCUGUCCAAAUAAAAUCAUAUUUUUCUCCUUGCACUGCUGGAACAGUGCCCUUCGCCAUACUAUAUAUAUUAAAUAGUUGGAAUUUAGGGCGAUACACUUUUCUGGGUGCUUACAACUGUGUUAUAAUGGGACUGUGCUAUAAUGUCUUUCCCAAUUUCAGUUAGGAGGGCCUAAACAGUCCUGGUAGAUGGCCUAGUAGACUCAAUAAGCACUCCAGCCAGAGACCUUUAAAAGUACAGCACAAGAGGUUUCAAGUUCUCUCAACGUAACAACACUCUACUUUUACACAGAACUAAUAUUAACUGACUUGAGUUUAUAGUUCGUAAGGCAGGGGAGAAGAUUGUAACAAGGUGUAAAUGCUUUGUGAUAACUUAGAUUGUUCUGUAUUAAUUAAGUGUAAUUUGCAGACCUAAAACUGCUUCUUCCAUCUUUGGAGGCAGUUCUCAAGGUGUGCAGUUACAUUUCCACUCAGUCACUCAGGGAGAUAGCUGGGCUCUCUGUCCUACAGUGUCUUCGUCAGUUAGCAAAGUCAGACACUGCACCGAAUAGAAGAUCUUAAACCUUGAUCACUGUGUACAGUACAUGUUCUUGUGAAUGUUGAUCACAGAAGUAUCAAAGAUUUACCCCUGUCUAAUAUCAAUAUUAUUACAGGACUAUUGAAUUGUAGAAGAAAUAGGAUCUAAAAUGUACUGAAACUGAAAGAUAGAUUUUAAUCUUUGAAUCCUGUGUUGUUUUUGUCGUGAUCUUUUGUUUCUUCAUUUCUAUAGUUAUCUGUCAAUUUUUUUGGUCCACAGUUUAGUGUCCUGCUUUUUUUCGGACAGUUGUAAUUCAAAAAAUGUAAGAAUGUUUUUAAGAAUAUCUCCCUAAAAGUUACUCUUUUGUCAUGAUCCUUCUGUUUAUCAUGUUUUCAUUCUAUUAUAAGAUUAUUAUUGAAAUCAAUAUAGAUUUGAAUAAGAUAUUAUCUCAAAUAUAUUAUUAAUAUAACACAUUUAAGAGUUUUUGUUGUACAAUGGGGAUACAAUAUGUGGAUUUAAGAAUGUAAUAAAAGGCUUUUUACAGUAA